Molecule: messenger RNA, 678 nt
Organism: Punctularia strigosozonata HHB-11173 SS5
Lineage: Eukaryota; Fungi; Basidiomycota; Agaricomycetes; Corticiales; Punctulariaceae
Exons: 4
Coding region: 1-678 (225 amino acids)
Source: RefSeq, a predicted model, not a curated record
AUGACCUGGCAGAAAACGACCGACCCGCGCAAGUACUUGUUCGAAGUGAAUCAGUGCAGGCUUGGAAUCGAUGUUGCGAUAUUCCUGGUGCUGCUAUUGAAGGAGAUGUUCCCCGCGUCCCAGGGCCUCUCCAUGGUCUACCACCGAUACCCGUGGCAAAGCUGGGAGCGACCGCCCGGUAAGGAAGACGACUACUGGUGCAUGUACUUGCCCCUGCAGGCUACACCGGAUACAGAAUCAACAUCCGUCGCGCGAGGACUCUGGGCGUACUCCCCGGCCUCGACCCCAGCUCCCCUCGGUCCCCACGGCAUUUCCAUCCUCUUCUCUCGGCUGAAGGCGAAGCGGUGCACUUGCGCCUCGGCACAUUCGUCAUCGGAAAGCCCGCAGAGCUACAUGUUCUGGGUCACCGUCAUUAUCACGCUUCACUGCUUCCGGGCACCGGUUCAAGUUAUCACGCGGAGGGCUUCACGAUACUGGAUGCUGAGUGCGCCCGCCAUUCCCAGAUAUGUCUCAAAUACUGAGAACAAAGGGCUCAUCAGUUCUGCUAUCCUGCUUCGUAAUGUUCCCAUAACGGGGCUCAUUGGCCUUCAGAGCCCCCCACCCCCAUCGUCUACGGCCGUAGUAAAGGGAGUGCAACAUUGCGACCUCCGCUACUGGGCUGCGCAGUCCAGCAUCUAA